Messenger RNA from Clunio marinus, 2100 nucleotides. The record is from the annotation of a GenBank genome assembly. NCBI's taxonomy places the organism in Eukaryota, Metazoa, Arthropoda, Insecta, Diptera, Chironomidae.
UCAAAAAUUCUCAUACCCGAAACCUAUGCCGGUUUCUUUGAGCUUCUAUCCGAAGAUGGCAAGGCAACAAGAUCCUUUGAAAAUGUUCUUGAGCUUUCACGUCGUCGGAACAUUCGCGUGCUUGUCCGAGAAAGUUUCGUAAUCAGAAGUAACAACAGCAGUAAAACUUUACAUGCUGGCGAAAUCCUGACGCCGAUCAGUGACAAUGGAAAAGCUUUGCAAUGCAAAACCAGUAAAAAUCAACUUAUUAGUCUACCACUCGAUUGCAAAGCGAAAUUCUCACCAAUCGCUACAAAAGAAGACAGCAUCAGUGGAGUUCAUUCUGUGAGUCAUUCAAUUAACAUUCGUCUGAAUCAUAAAAACUUGCUUUACGGUACACGGUUAAUUUAUCUUUUUUUUUCUUUAAUACAGGUUAAAAAUUUACUACAAAAGCGAAUGCCGCUCAUCGUGCGUUUAGUGCAUGGAUUUCCACCAAAAGGUUUAAAAUCAGGUUUUGUGCCAGAACUUCGUCUACUCGGAUGCAUUGAAGUCGAAAACAAUAUUUUCGCGUUGUCGUUGCAAAAGGACGUUGAAUUGAUCUCAAUUCCAUUGAAUGCUAAACUCAAACUUCUGAUCGCUAAGAACAUGGAACAACUCGAAAAUUUUUCAGAGUAUAAACGACUUGUUGACAAAGCAAAUCGAUUAUUACACGACGAUGUUGAGAAUCGAUUACAAGUUAUCGACCUUAAAUUGAAUGAAAAAGAUUCGAAAAAGGAUUCAAUCGUUGUUAAAGAUAGUCUUUUAUCGAAUGGUUACAUUCUAAAGACAUCUGCAAAUUCAGAUGAGAAACAGCUAGAAAAGAAAGUUUUAGCUAAUAGUCAAUUAGCAGCUAACGAAUAUGACGAGAUUGAUCAAAUUUAUGAUUACGUUCGAGGUUUAGCAGCGCUACCGAAGAAUAUGAAUAACUUUGAGUUUAUUUCUGAGACAACUACUCCUUAUAAUGAGCCUAAACUGCAGCAACAGUUACAAAAAGAUGUUCGUGAUGUCACGAAGACAGUCGUUAUUGGAUCUACGAGAUCAUCAAACAAUUUUAGUAAAACAGAUUCAAAUUUUCUUAACUCAUCGCAGUGGAUAAAGCAUGAGUUGAUGGAAAAACCGAUACCACCAUCACUCAAAACGAUACCUUCAAAGAAGCAGCAUCAUCCACGAAGACCAACAUUGAUAUUUGGAAAGAACAAUUCUUCAACUCACUGCCCGAAAAUCCCAUCGCCACAGAAAGAAGUCACAGAAAUGAGCCCGCAAUCUCCAUUAUUUCAUAUUAGAUAUAAAAGUCUCAGUAGUUUACAACUUGCAUCUGAUAUCAAUCCAAUAAAUCACAUUCAACGGCCAUUAACAUCAAAAAUCAAGACAUCACAUCAUAUUCACAACACUUAUUCAUUCAAAAGCCUUCAAGCUCACAAUAAUUACGAAUUGAAGAAAAGUUCCAGCACAGGAACAAAUCAAUUUCGAGGUGAUUUGAAAAGCUCCACAUUGGAGUCAUCGUCAUCAAAUAAUAAAACUCCAGAAAGAGGACGUAGCAGAAGCGUGAACUUGGGAAAUAUUUUAGAAGGAUUUUUUAAGAAAAGUCAUAAAAAGAAAUACUUGGACCGGACAUUGUACUUAUCCACUCGUUUUUGUUGCAUUUUAUAUUUUGUAAAGAGAAAAGAUUUAAGUAUCAUUGAAGAACUUUGUACCGGAGCCGCCUACUGUCAAUAUAUGGAUAUGCUUUUUCCGGGAUCAGUUCCAAUGAAGCGCGUGAAAUUCAGAACCAAUUUGGAACACGAAUACAUCCAGAACUUUAAGAUACUCCAAGCGGCUUUCAAAAAAAUGAAUGUUGACAAAAUUGUUCCCGUCGAUCGUUUAAUUAAAGGUCGAUUUCAAGACAAUUUCGAAUUUUUACAAUGGUUUAAAAAGUUUUUCGAUGCUAAUUACGAUGGCAGAGAUUAUGAUCCAUUAGAAGCUCGCUUCGGAAUUGGAUUAGGUUCAGCUGCUCUUCAGAAUGAAUUAGGUGUUGGGGAUGGUGUUCUUAAACGACAAAUGCAACAACCAGCACGAAGGGUUGUUCAUAAUGGUGAUUACUGA